CUCUUGCAUUGCCUUUUUAAGGCGCCACAGCAUCCGCUCCCACCUCCGUCGGCGCUCGCUCCGCGUUGCCCCUUUAAUACCCGCUGCCUGCACAGCCCGGCCGCUGAGCGCCGCCGAGGAUUCAUCUGCUGCUGCUGCUGCUGCGAAAGAGAGAGAGAAGGAGGCGCGCGCCCCGACAGCAGCAUCCUCGCCGCGGGUCGAGGGCUAGCGACGCUGCCUUUCCGCCGACGGGCUUUUCCACCCACGACCGCCUUCCUGCAGCCGGGCGCGUCGCAAGCUCGCCGCCGAGGCCGUCGAUCGCCGCCCGCCGCCCGCCUGCGAGGCCCACCCGCUGCAGAAGCAGCAGCAGCAGCAGCGCCUCGUUCUCCUGGCGCCCCGGGGCAUGUCGUGAUGUGAUCGGUGGCGGUGGCGGCGCGUCCCUCGGGGCCCAUCCCGCUCGGGAGCCUCAGCAAGACGGAGAGGGCGGUGGAGCAGCGGGCCAAAGGCCGCGCCCCCAUGAAGGAGAAGGAGGCGGGGGCGGGCGGGGAGCGGGGCAAGCCGGCCACUUACACCGGGGACAAGAAGGCGCGCAUGGCGGCCAAGACCAACAAGAAGUGGGUGCGCCUGGCCACCGUACUGGCCUACGUCCUCUCCGUCUCGCUGGCCGCCAUCGUGCUGGCCGUCUACUACAGUCUCAUCUGGCAGCCCGUGCGCGGCGGGCCGCACACCCCGCCACAGCCGCCCGGGACGGCCCCCAGCCCCGGCACCGGCCCGCUCGCGCCCGACCCCGGGGAGACCACGAGGCCGCUGAACGGCGGAGGCGCCGCUGCCGUGUCGCCCACGCUGGAGCCCGACGCCUCGGCGCCGUAGGGACUCGAUCCGGCCCAGGAGGCCGGAGGCACAACCUUUCUCCCCGCCGCCCCAUCCCUCGACCGACCCCACCGUGCUGCACCGACUCCGGCGGAGACAGCGACUGCGGAGUACAGUACAAGGGAAGCCAUCCGACCGGGAGCCCCGACGGCCGCUGGAGCAAGCAGGGAGCCUGGACCCCCCCGUCGCCCCGGACUCGAGCGCGCGCUCUCGGCUGUGGACUCGGAAAGGCCGGGAGAUGACGGACGUUUCUCCUCCUGUCUUGGCCCUUGGCUUCCCCGCCUCUCUCUCUGGGACUCGAGCAGGGGAAACUGUACCGGUUUUUAGUUUUUACAAAUACGCUUUAUUAAUCCCGAAAUAAGUGGGGGGGGGGGAACCACGUGGAAUGGAGCUCAGGUAUGUCAGCCUAUCUGAAAUGUAUCCCGAGGCAUUUCCUUUGUAUCCCUGUGCAUAAACCUCUUUGUAUACAGAUCCCAUUAGUUAAUGCAUAGAGAGGACCUAUAUAAUCUAUAUUCUGUACACACGCGGACAGAGAGAAGGAGCAGGUGCUGAAUGGUGUUUAAAGGGCUAUUGGGGAAAGCUUCCUUUGCAAGUCACAGCUAAUCUGGGGUGGAAAAGGAUGCCCAGUUCCUUAAAGCCCUGGGUAUAGCACUGCUGAUUUGACCCUGUGCUUUAUUACUGCUUGCUCAGCACCUCUUUUGUUAAACCAUUCUUUUCCAAAUUGUAAGCAAGGAAGAGGCAUUCCGGUUAAUAUUUUGCUGUAAACAUGCCCGAAAGGAAUUCAUUCUGUGGUCAUAUUUCUCCGGCCUCAUGGCGAUGCUGCUUUUGAGAGUUAACCUUUGGUGUAUUUGUUCCUGACCUUUUCCCAGGCCAGUUACAUCAGAUUUGAGUUUCGUUUAACUUUCCUUCUGUUUCAGCUGUAUGCUGUCAUUGCUGCCAGUCCUAAAUUAUUUGACAUAAACUGAUAUUGCUGCUGGCCUGGAUGCUGACCUUCCCAAUUUGGGUUAACUCUACCCUGCCCACUGCAAAUGGUCACACACACACACACACUCAAACCGGCUUCCCAGCAGAGAAUGAGAGCAAGUGGAAACAGCUACCCUUUGGUCACGGUUUUUGUCUGGAAAUCCCCAAACCAUCCUUCUGCCACUUCUGUUCCCCUUGGUUGGUUGCAACUGCUGCUGGGGCUUCCAGAAAUAAAACAAUUGCAUUUUAAUGCCAUAGGACCAUUCCUGUAAGUGCAGACUUCACAAUGGUAUGAGCGAUUCCAGUAGUCUGAGCAUUGGAACAGUGAAGCAGCUAACACAACCACAUAGAAAUAUAUACCUGUAAAUGGCCAAGGUUAGUUUCCCCAGGACCUGACUUGAAUCUAGUCUCUUCUCUUGAACCUAUGCCAGAGGCCUAAUCUUUUAUAUUUUUAAACUUGUCUGUUAGGGAUUUGAAAUACAUUAGUGUAUGAGCUGACAACAUUGACGUUUUUGCUGAAGAAUCUAAUGAGAGCAGAACAUGGUUUAAAACCCACUGUAGUGCUUAGACAUAGCUGAUAUUCAGGUUUUUUAAAACAUGCAUUUUCCCUCCGUAGCUCAUAGCGUUUAGUUCUAUAGUUGAUCGUUUCCAUCACUUCGUACAGUACUCUUUUUCCCACAGGCGCAUAAAUCUUUUUGUCAGGAAAAGCAUCUGCACAAAGAAUCUUGUAGUCUCUUAAAACUUUAUUGCAUCGGGUAUAAUAAACACUUGAGUUUACCCCAGAAUAUAUUAGUCAGAGGUUCCACAAGCCUCUUGUUGAUUCCCCCCCCCUGGAAAAGAUAAAUAUGGCUUCCUCUCUGGAACAUGUGCAUUGCAAUGUGUCACACAUGUGUAUUGUCUGCUGUGGGAUGGCAGUUGCUGUGUAUAUCAGCUAGCUGAUCUGUGUUCCUGCAGUGAGUGACAAGGGGAUUGAUUUUUCCUUCCAAAAUUGUAACCCUAAGUUCACUGUGCAGCAGGAGAGGGGAGCUUGGAAGCAUGCAAUGCAAAUCCUAUUCAUGCCUGCUCAGAAGUAAGCCCCACUGCUUUCACAGUGGGAAUUAGUCCCUGGGUAAUGGUAUGUGUGAGCAGUCUGAACUAGUCUUGAGCACUGGUACCGGUAGCAGCAUGCCGGCCCAGGAAACCACUGGACCAGGGUGUUGUGUAGCUGUUCCCUGACUUGCUUUGAACUAAGCAAGCUUGCAAGCUGCCCCCUUCUGAUCAGCUGGAUCCAGUGGCUGAAGUAGCAAACAAAAAACAAAAAAGAGCAGCCGUGGUUUUUUUUUAAAGCUGAAGAUGUAAUAGUGAACUGACCACUGAUGGAUGUGUUGUUUUGGGGAGGCCACAGGCAUUUGAAUGAAAAUACAAGGUUUCCACCUUACCCCCCUUUAUUGAUUCAAAUAAAUAGAAAAAAAAUGUGCCCUUAGAGGGAUUUCCAGUAUAUUUUUUGAUAUGUUGUACAGUUAAUACUGCUAGUCAGACAUUUUGAACACGCAAGGACAAAUGUGUGAUACUUCUGAGUGAUUUACUCUGGGGGAAGAAACGAAAUGAAAUGUUGGCAAAAUUGCUUUGAUAUUGGGCUGCCAAGCCACUACCGGUAACCUUCUGUAAGGUUGUCACUGAACGUCAGGCUUGAAUAGGUUUAAGUUCGAAGUUGUGAACAUGCUCUAUGUCUAUAUCUAAUUCAGCCAUGUAAGCUAUGUCUGUAUUCAGAAGUUCUGUAUAUUUUUUAAAAAAUAUUUUUAAGGUGAAAAAAAUACACUGAGAGAUUUCUGCCUAAACUCAAAUGUUUUUGACUUGUUUUUUUAUUUAAAAAAAUCACAUUCCUUAAGAGAGUAUUACCCUUCCCUAUUUACUGAUGCAGAAAAUGGCAAGUAGCCUGUCAGCCUUACCCACCAUGGAAAAAAUUGCUUCCUCUCUAGAUUCUAGAUCCUCUUUUAACCAGCUGUUUGGUUUGCAUGUUACUCCAGACAUGAGGCUGGGGAAAUCUGAACAUUUAUGUGAUUUGGAGAUGACUGUAUGUUGCAGGGGUCAGGAGGAGAAGCGCUACAGUCAAAUGGCAGAAAAAAGAACUUUGUGGGCACAGGAACUCCAAUUAGCUUUAAUUCAGAUUAAAGCAAGCCUGGUUUUCUGUGGAUUAAGGGCAACCUGUUUGGGACUAGCUUUGCAUGUCUUUGAUCGUUGAGGGUGCAACUGUAAAAAGUUGAACUGUUUCGUGUGUUAUAAAAAAAUCCUACAUCCAGGCACUCAAAGAAAAUGUACAGUUAGCUUGUCGGUUGUUUUGUUUGAUGUCUGUUUGCACAGUGGGCCCAAUUGUGGCUUCCCAGUGGGCGGGUGCAGAGUGUGGGAAAAUGUGUGUCUGAUCCCACAUACAUGACUUUUUACAUGCCUGCUGCACGCUACUAACAAUUCAGAAGGUGAUGUGUGGGAGGGGACCAUUGUGGUGGCGAUGGUUUUGUGUUGCGGGUAGGAUUAGACUAUUGUGCCGUUUGGACCUCCGAGUUGGCAGGAACAGACUUGGUGAGAAAUGCUGCUUUCUCGAUAUGUUGAUCUGGGAUUCAUCUCUGCUCACUCUCAUCAAAUGGGAAUGAGUGGGAGAGGAAGGAAGGAAGGAAGAAGACUCAUCGCGUGCCAGGAUAGUUCAGUAUACUUGGAAACUGGGUUUAUGGGAAAUGUGCAUUCCCAAGAUCCCAUGGCACUUAAGAAAUCAUUCAGCUUUAAAACAUUUUUUUAGAAAAGACUCAAUAGGAAGCUGCUGUGGCUGGGACUGCUCUGUGAUUGGAGAUUCCUCAGAGGCUGUGGGAUGUUUGUGGGAAGACGGAAAGGGACUUAUGAGCAAACAUGUUUUCUUUUUGCAAACAGCUAAUGGCUUUCUUAAGUCUGCUGGGUAAAGCAGAUGGAAGGGGAAGAGAAGUGAACUAAAUUAAAUGAGCACUGCUUAAUGUUCUCGCCACUUUGUCAGAGAGAACCUAGAAUUCCUGUGUUUGGGCAUCUUUUCAUAUACAUUCAGAAUAAGGCCCUUUCUUGAAAAACUGCCUGCCAUAUAAGGGCAGCUUCACCCUAAAGUCCUGUCGACUGGCUGUUAACGUGUCAGCAAAUUCACUCUUCAAACAGGAGUUGAAAGCUACUUUUGUUUCUGACAUUCUAGUGACCAAGUAUGCACGACACAGCCACUCUCGUGUGUAGAAAACAUCUUGUCUACCCAUCACUGCUUGAUGAUGCACAUAAGAGUGCUAUAAAGCCGGUCCAUUUAUUUGCAAAACAGUUCAGGUUGGCGUGGAUCAUACUGUCAUAGAGAAAGUGUAAGCAAUCCCAUGCUAGGGAGGUAAGAAUAGUUUGAAAUCGUUGCGACAACCACCUUAAGGGCUGUCCCAUGGAAGAUGGAGCAAGCUUUCCCCCCCCCUCCUGCUCUGGAGGGUGGGACUCAAACCAAUGGCUUCAACUUGCAAGAAAGGAGAUUCCGACGAAACACCAGAAAAACUUUCUUUUCAGCAGUGGAAGACCCUUGGAAGGUGGUGGCCUCUCCUUCCUUGGAGGUUUAUAAGCAGAGGUAGGACGGCCAUUUGCCAUGUAUGAUCUAGUUCAGAUUCCUGCAUUGCAGAGGGUUGGACUGGCUGACCCUCAGAGACCCUUCCAACUCUACGAUUCUAUGAUUCCUUUCCCCCGAGCUUUUUAUUUUGCUGGGGUACUUCUGACAGGCAACACUGACAGCACCCCUUGGACUCAUGUGCCCAUUUGCCACCUGUUGCAUAGGACUGGGCAAUGGUGAAGUGGUAAAGCAUUUGCCUUGCAUGCAGAAGGUUCCAGGUUCUAUUCCUGGCCUCUUCAGGUAGGUCUGGGAGUGUUCCCUGUCUGAAAUCCUGGAGAACUGCUGCCAAUCAGGGUAUAGAUGAUUCUGAGCUAGAUGGACCAGUGGUCUUGUUCCUGAGCUGCUGAUUGCGGCAGGUGAGGUGUCAAUAGUUCAGUCCCUAGGAGGUUGGACCAUAUCCCCUGGCUGCAUCCCAAGUCAACUGACCAAGGUCUUGGUAGGGUAUUUGUUCUCAAAACCAGGAACACCGUGAACAUUAUGGGGGACAGGCAGGUUCCGUCUUUAUGCUGACCAUAGGAAGCUAGCUGCAUGCAUUGCACAGCCCAUAACAAUCCUAUUUUGGUUCACAAAAUUAUAGCCACAUGGGUAUGAUUUUAGGGUAGUUAUUAACUAUGACACAUUGCAAAUUCCUUCUUUGUGAGCUUGGCUGCUUUUCUCCCCAAAAUACAGCUAAAGAACAUAGGGUUGAGAUAUGUCAUGGGAGACUUUCAAGAUAAUUGCCGUGAAUUUCAUGGCUGUGUCAGAUGAUGAAACUGGUUAAAUCCUUUGUUGAUUCUUUGUAAACAUUCCUUGUGAACAGGCGUGUCUUGCUGUCUAGACCUUCUUUUCCUGCCUAGGUUGGUGCUUGGGAUGC
Zootoca vivipara (common lizard) is the source of this 6290-nucleotide messenger RNA. It is a transcript of the gene INAFM2, whose product is annotated as InaF motif containing 2. The record is from RefSeq and is a predicted model, not a curated record. Lineage: Eukaryota; Metazoa; Chordata; Lepidosauria; Squamata; Lacertidae.